Molecule: messenger RNA, 315 nt
Organism: Adineta ricciae
Lineage: Eukaryota; Metazoa; Rotifera; Eurotatoria; Adinetida; Adinetidae
Source: the annotation of a GenBank genome assembly
AUGAAUACUUGCACCGUCAUUCUUGUGUUGUUCGUGGCUAUUCUCGGUUGUAGCAACGCUGUGAAAUAUUGUUAUUACUGCACCAACUGUCCGAAUCCGUUUACUCCAAACUCGCCAUAUGUUUCCGUCGUUCAAUCCAAAACUGGACUUUGUGCAAAACAAAGCUAUUCAUCUGAUCCGUUAGCUCCAAAUAGCCGCGGCGCAUCUGGCUCGCCUCAAUGCGUUGUCACUGGAUGUCGAUGGAUACUCGACGCUAAUGGCCGUCAAGUGUACACAUGUUGUUGCACUGGUAAUUACUGUAACGGCAAUAUGUAG